This is a messenger RNA of Entelurus aequoreus (snake pipefish), 2420 nucleotides long. Its product is annotated as potassium voltage-gated channel subfamily D member 2-like. NCBI's taxonomy places the organism in Eukaryota, Metazoa, Chordata, Actinopteri, Syngnathiformes, Syngnathidae. The record is from RefSeq and is a predicted model, not a curated record. The coding region runs from base 237 to 2012 and encodes 591 amino acids. Gene Ontology annotation, biological process: potassium ion transmembrane transport; protein homooligomerization. Gene Ontology annotation, molecular function: protein binding; A-type (transient outward) potassium channel activity. The transcript has 5 exons. Gene Ontology annotation, cellular component: membrane; voltage-gated potassium channel complex.
GGAGCAGCCUCCCCUAAGGUGGGUGCUUUUGUUCCGCCUUCGGCUCGGAGGAAACAAAAAAAUCAGUUUGCCGCAAAGUGAUUGGCGGUGCGCUGGGAUUGGAAUGCGUCUAAAUUGUCACCGGGUUCCCUUGAGCCGGCAAGCCUGUCCUCAUCCCCCGUAGACCGACUUAACCCCCCCUGCCCGGGGGCUGUUGCACUGUGAUAACCGGAGCGCGACACUUCUUCCAGGUCAGCAUGGCAGCAGGUGUGGCGGCGUGGCUCCCCUUCGCCCGCGCGGCGGCCAUCGGCUGGAUGCCCGUGGCCAGCACCCCCAUGCCCGUCCCGCCGCAGGACAAGCGCAAAGCCCAGGACGGUCUCAUCAUCCUCAACGUGAGCGGCACCCGGUUCCAGACGUGGCGGACCACGCUGGAGCGCUACCCGGACACGCUGCUGGGGAGCACCGAGAAGGACUUCUUCUUCCACGAGGAGAGCAACGAGUACUUUUUCGACCGCGACCCGGACAUCUUCCGGAACGUCCUGAAUUUCUACCGCACCGGGAAACUACACUACCCGCGCCAAGAGUGCAUCUCGGCCUACGACGAGGAGCUGGCCUUUUUCGGGAUCAUCCCGGAGAUCAUCGGGGACUGCUGCUACGAGGAGUACAAGGACCGGCGGCGCGAGAACGCCGAGCGGCUCCAGGACGACGAGGAGAUGGACAUGACCAACGAGGCGACGCCGGUCGACCUGACGCCGCGGGAGUACCUGUGGCGCGCCUUCGAGAACCCGCACACCAGCACCCUGGCGCUGGUCUUCUACUACGUCACCGGCUUCUUCAUCGCCAUCUCCGUCAUGGCCAACGUGGUGGAGACGGUGCCGUGCGGGAUGCUGCCCAACAGGUCCAAGGAGGUCUCCUGCGGGGACCGCUACGCGCUGGCCUUCUUCUGCUUGGACACGGCGUGCGUCAUGAUCUUCACGGUCGAGUACCUCCUGCGCCUCGUCGCGGCGCCCAGCAGGUACAAGUUCAUGAAGAGCGUCAUGUCGGUCAUCGACGUGGUGGCCAUCAUGCCUUACUACAUCGGCCUGGUCAUGACCGACAACGACCAGGUGAGCGGCGCCUUCGUCACGCUGCGCGUCUUCCGGGUCUUCCGGAUUUUCAAGUUCUCCCGGCACUCGGCGGGCCUGCGCAUCCUGGGCUACACGCUCAAGAGCUGCGCGUCCGAGCUGGGAUUCCUGCUCUUCUCGCUCACCAUGGCCAUCAUCAUCUUCGCCACCGUCAUGUUCUACGCGGAGAAGGGCUCCACGGCCAGCAAGUUCACCAGCAUCCCGGCAGCCUUUUGGUACACCAUCGUCACCAUGACAACGCUGGGGUACGGCGACAUGGUGCCAAAGACCAUCGUGGGGAAAGUGUUCGGCUCCAUAUGUUCCCUGAGCGGGGUACUGGUCAUCGCCUUGCCGGUUCCCGUCAUCGUGUCAAACUUCAGCCGCAUUUACCACCAAAGCCAGAGGGCGGAGAAGCGACGAGCCCAGAGGGCCUCCAAGGUGGCAGGACAAGCCCUGGUGGGGAAGACCUCCAGCCCUCCGUUUGAGAGCCAGCAUCAUCAUCUACUGCACUGCCUGGAGAAGACCACGAAUCAUGAGUUUGUGGACGAGCAGACCUUCCAGGCCAACUGCAUGGAGAUCUCGGUGAUGAAAAAGUCCAGCUCCCGCAGUUCCUCGCUGUCGUCCUCGCCGCACGGCUUCAGCUCGUGCUGCUCUCGGCGCCACAGGAAGAAGAACAGCUUCAGCCUGCCCAGCACCAACAACCAGGAGCUGAGCACCAUCCAGAUCCGAGAGAGGCCCGUGGCCAACAGUCGCUCCAACCUGAACGCCAAACUGGACGAGACGGUGGCGCUGAAACGCGACCAGGCGUACAUCAGCCCCUCCAUGGUCAGCCUGGCCGCCCCGGUGGUGACCUCGUCGGACGGCGACGGCUCGUCCAGCACCGCCUCGGCGUACUCUCAAAGCAACAUUGUGCGAGUAUCCGCCUUGUAGACGCGGGAAGGGAAGGAGGGUGGGAGGGGGCCUCGCCGAGCAUGAACCCGCCGAAACGUGGAGGGAUUUUUUUUCUUCUUUUUAUCCCAAACGGUGAGCUCAUCUGAUGUCAAACUCUGCAUGUUUUGUUUUUUUUUCAAGAGGGGACGGUGGAGGCCUCCUCCGGGGAGGGGGGAUAGCGACCAGCACAUCUUGUUCCAUGAGGAAAGCACAGCGAGCGGAAGUGUUGGGAGGGAAUCAUCGUUGCCUAAACAUACUGAGAAACACUUUAUUUUUCAAGAUAGUCGUCAAAGUCGGAAAGGAGCGCUUCUUGUUUGUUUUUUUGUCCUGGACGAUGACCAAGCACACACCUUCAUUCCCCACGGACGCCAUUGUUGUUGUGAAUAUUCCGUCCGGUCCGCUUCUGCA